CAGUAUGUCUGUUAUUUGACAUCAAAUAUACACAUCUUAUUCAACUAAAUCGCCUUCUUUACGAUGGUAUCUGGAAAGGAAUUCCGCAGCAGUUUGAGAAAGCCCAUGCCGGGUACGAAGAAGCAAAAGAAAUGCAGAAUCGUGCCGGCAUUUACAAUUCAAGCAAUGCAGAAAAACACAUGUGUGUUGCCUCCAGCGAAGUGCAUUUUCAAGGAGAAGCCAGUGACAAAAUUUAAGUUUAGAGAAAACUACAAAAGAGGCAAUUUACCAAUCGCAAAACAAGCAGCCGGAAUGGGACUAGUUUGGAAGGCGGACAUCAUGAAAUUGGACUUCCAUUACUAUCUUCCCAUGUUCUUUGAAGGCCUUGUGGAGACGGAAGACCCGUAUAAGUUGUUCGCUCAUCAAGCAAUUCACGACAUGUUGACACAAGGAGGGUCGAAGGUAUUUCCGUGCAUUCCACAACUGAUUAUUCCAAUAAAAGACGCUUUGAAUACAAGAAAUAAAACCAUUAUGAUUGCAACUCUUAAAGUUAUUCAGCAACUGGUUAAAUGCGGAGACAUGAUUGGAGAAGCUUUAGUUCCCUAUUAUCGACAAUUAUUGCCUUCUCUUAAUAUUUACAAGGACAGAAAUGUUAAUUGCGGUGACACAAUUGAUUAUAGCCAGGCAAGAGGUGACAAUUUGGGUGACGUUGUCAAUGAAACUUUGGAGACUUUAGAACGUACCGGUGGUGAAGAUGCUUUCAUAAAUAUUAAAUAUCUGAUUCCUACCUAUGAAUCAUGCAUGUUGAACUAAGAAAUUAAUAAGUAAUUAUACAGCAAAAUUUAGCAGAUAAUAAACUAUUUUAAAAAGAAACAA
Messenger RNA from Aethina tumida (small hive beetle), 855 nucleotides. Its product is annotated as parkin coregulated gene protein homolog. Bases 64 to 792 code for a protein of 242 amino acids. Gene Ontology annotation, molecular function: Hsp70 protein binding; Hsp90 protein binding. Lineage: Eukaryota; Metazoa; Arthropoda; Insecta; Coleoptera; Nitidulidae. The transcript has 4 exons. The record is from RefSeq and is a predicted model, not a curated record.